GGAUCUCCAUGCAGUCGAUACCGUUGGACGGGAGAGAAAGGGAAAGAGAGAAAGAAAGAAAGAGAGACUCGAGUUAAUAUUAAUCAAGGAUUUAACUAGUAGUUUGGUUUAUUAAUAUCCAGUGCGUGCUCUGUAGUGCGUUGUUAGACGACCAGUCCAUCGCUGAUUAAGUUUCAGCAGCAGAGAGAGCAAGCUAUCCAGGUGUGAAACUGCUUUCCCGGUCGGCAACUAACACAAAUGUUGAACGACAGCUACUAAGCUACCAACUGAAGCCGGAGGACCUAAAGCGUGGUUUUACACAAAAGAAUCCCGACUUGAGAGAAGAACAGGGCCAAAAGUGAGGCGAGACAAAAGAAAGUUUAGGCUUGGCCCAUUUUUUUGCUCAGGAGUGUAGACACCCAUCCGAAGCUCAAGAUCGAUCCUGGAGCGGAGAGGCAUGUCUUCCUUAUGUUUACUCCUGGCAGCCAUGCCUUCAGUGAUGGAGCGCUCAGGAGCUGGAGUUCUGUCCCGCAGCAGGGCGAAAACAGCAACCAAUGGCCACAGUCAACACACUGAUGAGGAGAGUAGUGAUGAAGAACAUUCACACGACAGCAUGAUUCGUGUGGGUGCAGACUACCAGGCACAGAUCCCAGAGUACAAGCCAGAGCCUGAGUCUGACUACAGUGAGAAAGACCAGCGAAGCAUGCUUGUGUGGUCACCCAACAGCCAAGUGUCUGAUGCAAUGUUGGAUGAAUACAUCUUAAUGGCCAAAGAGAAGCAUGGAUAUAAUAUGGAACAGUCUUUGGGCAUGCUGCUCUGGCACAAGCACGAUGUGGAGAAGUCUCUGGCUGACCUAGCUAACUUCACUCCCUUUCCCGAUGAGUGGACGGUGGAGGACAAGGUGCUGUUUGAGCAGGCGUUCAGCUUCCACGGCAAGAGUUUCCACCGCAUCCAACAGAUGCUGCCAGAUAAGUUGAUCUCCACUCUGGUAAGGUACUACUACUCCUGGAAGAAGACUCGGACUCGCACCAGUGUCAUGGACCGGCAGGCCCGUAAACUUAUUAGCAAGAGAGAGAAGGAUGACAGUAAUGACGAGAUGGAAGAAGGAGACCCAGGAAGUGACAGUGACUUUGAGAUCCACACAAAGAAAGAGCCCAAGCUGAGCUCUGGUGCUGGAGGAGGCAGUGAGAGGAGCUCUGGGAGGUUAGGACCUACACGCAAAGAGAACCAGGGGGCUCAGUAUCGGCACCAUCCACUGAGGGCACGCCGCAGGCCUCCAAAGGGCAUGCACCUGGAUCAGGAUGACAUCGUCUCUCUGUCUGCUUCCACUGAGUCAGGAACCAUCUCCAACCGUCAGCUCGACACUCAGCUUGUCUCUCUCAAGAGACAGGUUCAAAGUAUCAAGCAAGCAAACAGUGUCCUCAAAAGGAGUUUGGCAGAUGGUGUUGAGACCAUGAGACCAACUGAGCCCACUCUUAAGAUUAACUCCCGCUGGACCACAGAGGAACAACUCCUGGCUGUACAGGCUGUCAGACGAUAUGGUAAAGACUUUGCCACCAUAGCUGACGUGAUUGGGAACAAGACCGCGGGUCAGGUGAGCUCAUUCUUCAUCAGCUACCGCCGCCGCUUCAAUCUGGAGGAAGUGCUGCGAGAAUGGCAGGCAGAACAGGAAGUGCUGCGGGGGAAUAGCGAGACCAUGAAGGACCUGAACGGGACAGCAGGAGUGGAAGAGGAUGAGACUAAGAGGGAUAGUGUAUCCCCUGCAGACUCUGGCAGUCCAACGCCUUCCUCUGAAGUAGCCAGUAACUCUAGCCAGUCUUCUCCACCGCUUACCCAACCCCCACCCUUACUACGCCCGACUCCCCCCAGUGCACCCCCAAGCCUGUUGCGCCAGCCUCCUCCUCUUCAAACACGCCCCCUCCAGACCCGAACGCCCCACAACCAUCCUCCACCUCCACUCAUCCGCCCCGCAGUGGCCUCAUCCCACCACCAGAGCGGCUUGAGGAACUCCAUCGGUUCCUCUGCGGCGUCCGGCGCACAGCUGCCUCCUUCGCUGAUGGGGCUCAAAGUGGAAUCACCACACUCGUACUGAUUUACACAAGCUGCUGGGGUUGGCCUCUGGCACUGAUCUUAAACCAGUUCCAGCUUUGGUCAAGAUUAGGAUUUUAAUGGGAACUGGUUCCAGAUCAGCACAAUUUCUAGAACACUGAUAGGAACAGCAGGUACUGUCCAGGUGGCAAGGGGAUUCAAAAUACACAUAUUACUGCAGCUGUUCAGGCCCACAGGAUGAGUCAGGGAUUGUGAUAUAGUGUUAGACAGGUGAAAUGAGUCAGCAGUAGGUUUGACAUCACUCAGAAAAUCCCCAUUAAACACCAACACUCGUACGGGCAAACAUCUCCUGUCGUCACUCAGAAAUAACCUGAGUGCAGACUUGCCAAAUUCAGGCCACACACAGCCAGUGGGCCUCAGCUUUAAUGAUAUACCUCAGAGGAGGCCGCAGAACCAACCCACAACCACACAGUUCAGCAUGAUCAAUUACAGAAAUGACCUUUGACAGAAAAUAUUGUUAGUACUUGAACCAAAAUUUCUCAGUGGAGAAAAAAGCCUUUAGAUGUUAUACACUGGAUUGUAAUGAAAUGCCUUGACAACUGAAUCACAGGUUUCCCCAUUUCCAUGGCAACAGCAGAACAUCUCCAACUAUGUUACACAGAAGACACCACAUGACACGAGUGUAAACUGGGAAAAGGUGUUCUUUCUUUUCCAUUAAAGAGCCAUGUAUUACUAGAACUGAGCUUAGUGAAUUGGUUUUUAUUUCAGUGACCGAGUCCCUGAAAAAUUAGUAGAUAGUAAUUAUGUAGAAGUGGUUAACAUUAAAAGCACUAAAUGACCCAACAUACUUGACUUUUUUUUCUUGCACAAACACGGAAGUGCACUGAUUCUUCAGUGAGGCGAAAUGUGUAAGAUGUUACAACAUUAAAGUUCAUAGUUUGUGCCAGUGGA
Molecule: messenger RNA, 2979 nt
Organism: Ictalurus punctatus (channel catfish)
Lineage: Eukaryota; Metazoa; Chordata; Actinopteri; Siluriformes; Ictaluridae
Gene: rcor2
Product: REST corepressor 2
Exons: 14
Coding region: 437-2071 (544 amino acids)
Biological process (GO): negative regulation of DNA-templated transcription; regulation of transcription by RNA polymerase II
Cellular component (GO): transcription regulator complex; histone deacetylase complex
Molecular function (GO): transcription corepressor activity
Source: RefSeq, a predicted model, not a curated record